Coniophora puteana RWD-64-598 SS2 is the source of this 3237-nucleotide messenger RNA. RefSeq lists its product as uncharacterized. NCBI's taxonomy places the organism in Eukaryota, Fungi, Basidiomycota, Agaricomycetes, Boletales, Coniophoraceae. The coding region runs from base 1 to 3126 and encodes 1041 amino acids. The record is from RefSeq and is a predicted model, not a curated record. The transcript has 7 exons.
AUGCUACUCCAACUCUCCGAACUUACUCUACACUGGCGCAACCUCGCGCUCGAAUACUACAGCCAGCCAAGGACCUUUCAGCUCAAGACCAUUCCCCGCGUCGCCAGCUGGACUGCCCAUGUCCCUGCCGACGCUCGGUCUGGGCUCAGUACUUCGCAUUCUCAUUUCAUGACCUCUACCUCCAGCAAGACAACUGUUACAGCCACCACCUCCAUAUCAAGAGCAAGGUCUAAGUCCACCACAUCCAACUCCGCCCCAACAUCAAAGAAGGGCCAGCCCAUCACUCAGGAGCCAGCCCACGAUGACGCUGAAGAGGUUCCCAACAUUCGCGAUGAUGACGACUCUGGCGAUGUCCAACACGAGCAAAAGUUCAUUGCGGCUCAGAGCGGCAGAGCCCGGGAUAAUGUAGUUGUCUCCAUCAGCUGGCGUUCCCCCACUCCAGACCUUGGUCCACCUUUCACGCAACGCGAGCCGCUCCAGCCCCAGUCUGGAUCCCUCAAGAGAACCCUCACCGAGGCUCUUGCCUCCGAGCCUGAAGAUGAUGAGGCUCUUUCGAAAGAGGAGCCGUAUUUUGAAGAGUCUCCCAUCGUCUCGGAAAAAGUCGGAGGACAAGAUGUCGAGGACGAGGACGAAGACGAGGACGUCAAGUCCAAUGCCGAAGAAGAUAUGGAUCACCUCAACGAGAUUGGCUACAAAAGCGACAACAUGGUUGAGGACGGCGAUGAAGAGAAGAUGAGUACUGGUGAAGUUGACGUCGGGGUGGACGAGAACGAACCACAAGUUGAAGACAUGGACAAGGACAGGUCCGGGAAUGGGCAAGACGAACCUCAGGAUAUAGAGGCCGCCAGCCAGGAGGAGCGCGGUGACGAUGCGAUGGAUUUGCAGACCAAUGAACAGGACAGCAACAACCUGGACGACGACGCCAUGGAACCCGACCAGGAUGUCCAGGCUAUAGAAUUGCCCUCGCCCAAGGAAAUCCCGGCUCUGCGGAAGCUUGAGAGCCUUCCGCGCACGACUCAUUCAAUGCACGCGAGGGCGUCCGAGGCGCAGGAGCGCCCUCAGAAACGCACAAAGGUUAUGGCCAAGGUUGUCGGCUCCACCACCCAGCGGGCCCCCUCGUCCAAGCCAACAUCCUCACGUCGACCAGUUUCCCACCGGGCGGUCAGUGCGUCAACGACUCCUGAUGCCGCUGACGCUGUCAAGGUCAACGCGCCCAGCAAGGGCAAGAAGUAUUGUAUGGAUGAUCUGCCAUCUGGUGCUCGAGACGAGCGAAAGUUCUCUGGCGGCUUCAUCCCCACUGUCUGCAUGUACUACGGAGCCCAGGAUUACGACGCCGUCUGGAAGGACGAUGGCCUCCCGGAAUUGCUGAAGAAGAUCUGGCGCGUUAUUUAUGGCGCUGAAGUUCCUCCUGAAUAUCUUCCGGCGGUCAUCAGUCUCACUCUCGAUCGGCUAUACCUUUGGCGGAACAACUUCAGCUCUACUGCUGUUUCUGCCCUUCUUUUCGUCUUCGCAGGCAGCAACAUCAUCGAGGAGGAGGAGCGCCUCAACUACUCGAAGGAGCUGCAUGCUCAGAACGCAUUCAUCUACGAGAAGUUCGAGGACAGGCAUCCCCUCAGCACCUUCCUGGGCUCGUACUUCCUCAUGGUACUCUCGUGCCAUUUCCAGGCUAUCCAGGGCUUCGUCCGCAUCUCCGCCUUGGCCAACGUUCACGAGCCGGAUUAUAUUCCGUACAGGGCUGCUGCACUAGCCGCCGCAGCUUGCUGCCGAGCACUUGAGAUGAACGUCGAGGGCAAGCUUGGGAACGUUGGUGGCGCGCUCGAACACACAAUCCGUUCGGGAUGCUCUGCGAACAGCGAAGGGUUCAGCAAGGCGAAGAAGUUCAUGACCCAGGCCAAUGCCGCGAGGAAGCCGCCAAAGAAGGGUAAGAAGACUGUGGCCAAGGGCAAGGGCAAGAAGAAGCAGGCCAACACCGGAAGCAACGCUGGCGACAGCGACGACGUUGCCGAGGCCCAAGCACCUGCCUCUCAAGCACCCGACGCUUCUCAAACCCCCGACGCCCCCGCCCCCGCCACCCCGCUCCCCUUUUCGAAGGACCACUACGGCAAGCUGGUCAAGAAGUUCUACCAGUACGCUGUCGGGAUGGGUGAGGAGCGCAUCAUUGAUGCCUUCGCGGCUUCCGGUGAGGUCAUCCAACACGAUGAUUCGGAGAGCGAGGAAUCCGAAGCUGACGGCACCGAGGGUCCGUCUGACGACGAUUUCCUCGUGCUCAACUGUUUCUGGAUGCACCUCACCCACAUACACGUCCAGAUCCAGGGGGACGGCGACACCGAAAGCAAGAAUGUUACCGGGCUCCGCCUGCCUCAUCUCACAUCCCUCAUCAUUGAAUCAAACAAUCGCAUCGACAUUGAAAUACCCACGCUUUUGCUUAAUCUCCCAAGUCUUGUGGAGCUAUGUGCGCCAAUUGCUGGACCCGACCUCUGGUCUGAUUUCUCUGCCCCUGACGAAGAUCACAUCCAUCAUACCCAUCAUAAUCUCAAACGUGUGUGCAUCGACGUCCUCUACGGCAGCAGUUUCUUCGACGUCGCUAUACUUCCCUCUCUAAGAGAUCUUACGGUUUCGGCAGCAAGCCCUGCCAGCAUCAGAAACGUAAUAGAUUUGCUAGAACGCUCCAAAUGCUGCCUCCGCCGCCUCGCCAUCAUAUCAUCCGACUUCAAUGUGUGCCAUGGAGACAGCGACAGUGAUGCUAUUGACAUGGGCGACGCAGAUUCCGCGUCAUACAACUGGGACACGGUUUGGGAAGAAGAAGAAGGCGACAUUUGCUUUGACAAAGAAGGGUACGAUCGAGCCUGCCAACGGAUCGAAGACGAACCGAAGGAGUACGACGUUUAUUACGACGGUGAAGACGACCAUUUCAAUCGCUAUGUUCCCCGUGACAGAAGUGAGACCUUCAUUGAUCCCGAUCGCUUUGAGUAUAGCGAGUAUCACUACGGCGAAAAGCUGGUGGGACUCGGGAGGCUGAUGAAGCAGAGGUUCGAUAUCCCGAUCGUGGAGUACUCGCCUUCGGUGUCAAGGACUGGUUUAUUCGAAGACAUCAAGGCGCGUUGGUACGAACAUGAAGGGCAGUGAAGAGCGUACUUGAUAAAAUGUUGCGAUUUGACCUGUAUUUGUACGAUAAUUGUUUUGAACAGAUCUAACUAACGUUAAGUCGCUAGUAGUAUGUAACGCUUCAAUGAGGAC